UAUCUUGUCUGAUACCGACAAUAGGUUCUAAAGAUUUAGAUUUGUAUUGUAAAUAAUUAAGUAGGCCUACCUAGUUAUUAACUAGUGAUAUGUACAGUGUGUGAUAGCAGCACAGCUGUGAUGGAGAGUACGUUAGUGGCCAAGGGCCUAGAUAGGCCUGCCACUGCCAAUACAGACCCAGACUUUAUCAACUAUUUAUUUGAUCCCAAAGAGGAGUACAAUUGUUACUUCAUCGUCGGGAACCCUGACUUGGACAGAGUAGAGAGAAUUGGCGUGGUCAAGAAAAUGCUACUUGCCCAUAGUGUGGUUCUUAGAGCACAACUGAAGGACUCUAAGAUUGCUGAAAAAGAUGAUGUCAAAGUUAAAGAUAUCUUCCCACAAACCUUUAAGAACUUACUCAGGUAUGUUUACGGGUAUGACAACACCGCAAUAUUAACCUUUGAUGAGACAGAUGACUUGUUGUAUGCGGCAGAAAAAUACCAGAUGCUCAAACUGAAAAAUUUGCUUUCACUUCGUUUGAUGUCCAUGCUUAAUGCUAGCAAUAUUUGCAGUCUGAUGAACAACCCUGUGUGCUUCACUGUCUUGGAGCUGAACACAAUUAUAAACGAGAUCCUGCAGUUUGAAACAGAACAGGUACUGGCCUCUCCUCAAUUCCUGGACCUCUCUUCUAGUGCAUUCUUAAGAAUACUGGAACAAGAAGUCUGCAAUGUGCCUGAGAUUGAACUCUGGAGCGCAGCCAUCAACUGGGCAAAAAGACAAGGAAACUCGGAUGGCCAAGUUUUGAGGGAUCAACUAGACGAUCAUCUUCAACACAUCAGGGUGUGUUCAAUGGACAAUGAUGACAUUUUUCUAGAGGUAAUUCCCUCAAAAGUACUGACAUAUGAAGAAGUAGCGCUAGUGUGUGAAUCUCGUAAAACUGGACAAGUACAGCCCGAACUUACAACUAUCUGCAAUGUGAUUAAGAAGAGAGAUUGUCCUGUGGAUAAAUCAGGAUUGAUUGUUAAAAAGUUUAUACUCGAGUAUGCUUCCAAUCGCCAUAACUGUGAAACUACAUUUACAUUGACUACUAGACCACAAGAAGCCACAAUAGAAUUGUGUUCUGUCACUUGUGGCUUGAUAUAUAUUUUUUGCACCCCCACCUUAUCAAUAACGAGAGACACAGACACUGUAGCUGUAUGUAAAUACAAAAGAGAUUUGACCUUGGGUGAAAUCCCAGUUAUUGUUGAUGGUGAGAAUGUGCAGUUGGCUCCAAACUCCUCUUACAGUUUCUCGCUUUGGUGCUCAUGCAAUUCUCUCCGUACUCACGCGACUUAUUGUGUACACAGUAAAAUGUUAGGACAUCACUUCUCAGUUGAUUUUCAAACUUUUUAUAGUAAUAUUACGGCAAUUUCUUACAAAGUACUCCCCAAGGGAGUUUGAUCGACUUGAGCAGUGCAGUAGACAAAAUCACCUCGGAUCAGAUUAUUGAGAUAUUAUAAUCCUCUCAACUUCAAUAUCACUAACAAAGCCCAUUACUUAGAAAUUGAGGUCAUUGUGUUAAUUUAAUUUUCCCUAUUAACACAUUUAUACAACCGUACAGUCAGAGUGUAUGUUAACCUAUAAAGUUAUCUAGACCUAAAAAUGUAUUUUCUCUAUUCCUCUGGUUAAUAACUUUAUGGAUUAUUCAAUGCUAAAUGUCAUUAAAAUUUAGGGUUUUAUUUUUGUAAUAGAGAGGCAUGGUAAAUGAUAUAUUAGUUAUACAACUUUAGAAGUAAGAAAUUAAAAAUAGCAGAUUAAGUGUCUAAAAUACUCUAUUGUUGGUUGAUGUUCCAAUUGAAAAGAAUAAUAUUAAAAAGGUAAUAACCUUGUUAAACUUGUUUACAAGCCAUUCUGAAAUUAAGUGGAAUUUUAUGUCCCUCAUUGUUUUCUAAAAAAAACUAAUUUAUAUAAGCUUGAUAUUCUUUUUAUAAAUAAAAUAUACCCCCGCCGCAGCAAACCUGCCGUCUAAGCGAAUUUCCAUUUGGCUGAAUUGAUUUUCAAUUGAUCUAUUAAAAUAACAUUAGGUUUAACGAGUACCUAGGUUUGCUGCUACAAGGAAACUAAUAAAGUGUGUGUUUUAAGUAAAAUAAUUAUUGCUUAGUAUAAAAUGAAUAUAUUUGCCAAGUUUGAUCAAAAGAUAUCCAUAAACAAGCAAACUACAACAUUUUACAAUAUUCUCCAUAAGAAUAACAUGGGAAUUUUAAAUUUUUUUAGUUUUCUCCGUAACCAAUAACCGUACAAAAACACUUUGAUAUACUGAAUUGUUUGUUUUUUUAAGCUCUUUAAGAAGGUUU
Macrosteles quadrilineatus (aster leafhopper) is the source of this 2312-nucleotide messenger RNA. RefSeq names its product BTB/POZ domain-containing protein 3-like. Gene Ontology annotation, cellular component: cytosol. Lineage: Eukaryota; Metazoa; Arthropoda; Insecta; Hemiptera; Cicadellidae. The record is from RefSeq and is a predicted model, not a curated record. Bases 121 to 1419 code for a protein of 432 amino acids. Gene Ontology annotation, molecular function: protein binding. Gene Ontology annotation, biological process: neurogenesis. The transcript is spliced from 6 exons.